Aplysia californica (California sea hare) is the source of this 1663-nucleotide messenger RNA. Its product is annotated as N-acetyllactosaminide beta-1,3-N-acetylglucosaminyltransferase 4. Gene Ontology annotation, molecular function: hexosyltransferase activity. Lineage: Eukaryota; Metazoa; Mollusca; Gastropoda; Aplysiida; Aplysiidae. Gene Ontology annotation, cellular component: membrane. The record is from RefSeq and is a predicted model, not a curated record.
UUCCCUCCAUGAACUUUUGGCAACCGAGGGCAUUUAACUACAUGAGAGUCCUAUCUCUGAGUCGGCGCAAGUCCAUCGCACUCACUACAGCUAGCAUCGUCGUGGUCCUUCUCACUAUAAACACACUAGUGAGUUUCAAGCUAACUGUGGAGAGAAAAGAGAUGCCAGAAGAGAUAGCCCUGGACAGAUCGGUUAUCUGCCCGUACAUCAAGGCAGCUCAAAUCAUGCCGGAACUGUCCACGAUAAUCAACACGUCCUCGCCUGUCUCCGAGUUUCUGUCCCAGCCUGUGAUUAACCCUCACCCAUACGGGUACAUUCAUAACCAAGCAGAGAGGUGCCAGGAGCAACAACCCCAAAUUCUCUUCGUUGUCCCUUCUGCCACGCAUAAUUUCGAACGGCGAAAGCAAGUGAGGAAUUCCCGACUAAUGGAGUUUGUGAAAAAUGAAUCCAACAGUGCUACGUUAUUGUUUUUUCUGGGUUUUCCGGAGUUUGUGGGAAGAGAAACUGUAGGAGUCCAGACGAAAAUAAAUCAUGAGUCGGAGAAGUAUAAGGAUAUUAUACAGAUGGAGUUCUUAGACGUGUACGCGACUACCCUGCUCAAAGCGGUAUCGGUGCUGAAGUGGGCAAGCACGUACUGCUAUACCGCCACUUACGUAAUCAGAACGGAUGACGACAUCCGACCGAAUGUGACUGACGUUGUAGACGUCGUUUUUCGAGUCGGUGAGCAAUACGACAAUUUCGUAUUAGGCUCAGUACGCACUGGCUGGGGUCCGCACAGACGGAAAAGGUCGAAAUGGUACGUGUCCGAAUUGGAGUACCCCGAACUGACAUACCCGCCCUUUGCGCCAGGAGGGCUGUUGGCUUACCCUUUGGUUACGGCGAGGCUUCUAUACGAAGCCACACUAAGGCUGAAGUUUCUAUGGGUGGAGGAUGUUUUCAUCACCGAAUUUUCUGGAGCAACGUCGCGAUCUUGACAUUGUAAAACGUGGUUGGUUCAAGAAAGCUUUCAACAAAGUCAAAGAUGUCUUCAAAAACCCACCCAAAGUCCCUGUUCCUAACCUUCCUCCCGGGAUUCUACCUGGAAUCUUCGUAAGAGAGGAGUCUCUGAACAGGCGUGACCUUGACAUACAGAAGCGUGGAUGGUUCAAGAAGACGUUCAAGAAGAUCAAGAAAGUCUACAAAAAGGCACAGCCUUUUAUUCCACUGGUGACUGCUGUUGUGGGAAAGCGUGAUAUGACUGAGUUUGACCAGCGGUCAGACCCAGAGCUGGAAGAGGUCCAGGAGGCACUGGUCACCCUGGGAAGUUUUGCGGCGCUCGCAGCCGAAGAAGAGGCAGAGUAACCCACUGACGCCAUAGACCAGGUGUGACUUCAUAUCUGACACGUGUGACGCCGCGCCAUCGGUGUGUGACGUAAACUGCGACCAGUUUCAACGACACCGCCGGCUUUACAUACAGCAGUUUGCUGUUUAGAAAGAUUUAUGGUUUCCUCUUUUUAUUGCUGCUUUUAUUUCCAAAAGAAAGAAGGGAAAAUGAUAAGAAAAUAACGUUGGUCUUGAAAGCCUAUUUGGGAAAUUUGGUAGAGUUUAAUUUCAAGUGAAGAACUUGCUAGUAAUCUCUUUAUUGGUUGUAAAGAAUAAAUCAAUGAUUUUCAGGUUCUGUCAA